AAUUUUCUCAUUUCUCUCUUUGUUCUUAGUUCGGAUCUACAUAUACACAUAUGGAUUCUCUUUCAUUUGUUGGCUUUUUCUUUGCGUUCUUUUUUAGUUUUAUAUGUCUGUCUCAAGGCUAUACGUUUUAUGCUGGUGGUAAAGAAGGUUGGGUUUUAAACCCGUCUGAAUCUUAUGACCAUUGGGCCAGAAGGAACCGCUUUCAAGUCAAUGACACUAUAGUAUUUAAGUACAAGAAAGGGUAUGAUUCAGUUUAUAUGGUCCAUGACAAUGAUGACUAUUUAAAAUGUAACAAAACAAGCCCAAUCCAUCAUUUAAAAGAUGGCCAUUCUAAAGUGAGAUUUACAAGAAAUGGCCCAUUUUAUUUCAUCGGUGGAAAAGACGAUAACUGUGAGAAAGGUCAGAAGCUUCUAGUAGUUGUCAUGUCGCCGAAUCACCGCAAAUCUUCAUCUCCGGCGAGUUCUCCGGUGACAAUCCCGACUCCUCCACCGGAAUCUGUUUCUCCAUCUCCGGCGCCGGCGGCAUCCGCGGCGAUUGCAGUGGAUGUGAGCUCAUCAAGUGUUCUGUUUGGAGUUUUUAUCAGUUUAAUUGCGGCAGCUGUUUUUCUGUAAUUUGAUUUUGAUUAAUUUGCGUUAAUUUUGGUUUUGUUUUAAUGUGUUUGGUUACUCUAAACUCUUAUUAGUUGUUGUGUUAUGAUAAUUACUUUCAUUAAGAUCUAAUUUUUUCGUUGUUUUA
Solanum pennellii is the source of this 735-nucleotide messenger RNA. RefSeq names its product early nodulin-like protein 1. Lineage: Eukaryota; Viridiplantae; Streptophyta; Magnoliopsida; Solanales; Solanaceae. The transcript is spliced from 2 exons. Gene Ontology annotation, cellular component: plasma membrane. Gene Ontology annotation, molecular function: electron transfer activity. The coding region runs from base 51 to 611 and encodes 186 amino acids. The record is from RefSeq and is a predicted model, not a curated record.